Molecule: messenger RNA, 754 nt
Organism: Botrytis cinerea B05.10
Lineage: Eukaryota; Fungi; Ascomycota; Leotiomycetes; Helotiales; Sclerotiniaceae
Exons: 2
Coding region: 141-626 (161 amino acids)
Source: RefSeq, a predicted model, not a curated record
GGAGAUCUAGAAUUGAGCGGCAUUUCUUGCACAGCUCUGCGAUCUUCAAAACAUCAAAGGACAAUAAAAGUUUGGAGGAUAUAAAUAUAAAUACACGACCACGAGUACUUUUCGAACGAACGAACAACUACACAGACAAAAUGGGAUCAGAUGAAGAUUACAUGGCGUUCCUCGAUAAGGCAAACGAGGAUCCCAGCGCUGGCACAUCAAAAGCUACGAGCAAUAAUAAAAAGGCCGAAUUCAAGACGAUGGAUGAUGAUGUGGAUGUACCUAGCGUGUUGGUUAGAGCAACCAAGGAUGCGUGGUAUACCAGCGAUGCCGAUGAACCUUUUGUUGUUGUGGCGCUGAAAUGUGAAGGAGGAAUGCCGAAUGAAGAAACAUUCGCGAAACUCAUAGCUCAUCCUGCUCCCGCAGACGCGGCGGAAGAAAUCCAGAUCAUGGAUAUCGGGGAGUGGGAUCCCCAGGGGCAAUAUAAACAGAUUGUGCAGGCAGUGAGAGAUGCUAGUAAGGGGAGUGAUGUGAGGGUUUAUAGGGUAUCAGGGGAGGGAGCGAGAGUUGAGUAUUGGGUUGUGGGGGUUGAGGGGGGGAGAUUGGUUGGAGCGAAGGCAUUGAGUGUGGAGAGUUAGGGGGCUGUGAGAGGGAGAGGAGAGGGAAAGAUUGUUUAUACCUGGCGUUUCUUGACUUUUGGCUCUUGAGGAGGAAUAUUGGAGGAUUUGGGUACAUGAUAUAAUGAUGAUGAAUUGAAUGAACUGAA